CUUUUGGAGGUUCUUUUGAGGAUUUUUUAGUGUUUCUUGAUACUUCUGAAAUUUUUUUAGCAAAUUUUGGAUUCUUUUUCAAAGUUCUUUCUGAAUUCUUGGUGUUUCUUUCUGGAUUCUUGGGUACUUCCAGUGAUUUUUGGCAGCUCUUGGAGAUGCUUGACAUUUUUGACAUUUUUUUGACAGCUUUUGGAGGACUUUUUGUGUUUCAUUCUGGAUUUUUGAGAUUUCCA
This is a messenger RNA of Dentiscutata heterogama, 233 nucleotides long. Lineage: Eukaryota; Fungi; Glomeromycota; Glomeromycetes; Diversisporales; Gigasporaceae. The record is from the annotation of a GenBank genome assembly.